Molecule: messenger RNA, 1194 nt
Organism: Brachypodium distachyon (stiff brome)
Lineage: Eukaryota; Viridiplantae; Streptophyta; Magnoliopsida; Poales; Poaceae
Product: RING-H2 finger protein ATL64
Exons: 1
Coding region: 67-807 (246 amino acids)
Biological process (GO): protein ubiquitination
Source: RefSeq, a predicted model, not a curated record
AAUUCCACAGAAAAACUGCUUCAAGCGAGUGUCAAAAAAACAAAGAACUGCUGCAAGUGUGCUAGCAUGGGCUCCGACGACGGUCACGGCCCACACGCCAACAAGGCUGACGCGCCGCUCAUCCCGUGCGGCAGCGGCGGCGAGGACUUACCAGGCCAUCCAAAUUUUCCGAGCACGCCGAAGGGCGUGGCCAAGGCUGUACAGACGGAGGCGCCGUCGAGUUACGCCAUCGCUGGCAAGGUCCUGUUCGCCGCGGCAGGCGCGUUCGCGGGCAUCCUCCUGGCCCUCAUCGCCCUGCACCUGUACAACAGCGGCCGGCGCCGGUACUCCCGCGACCGCCGCCGGCUUCUCCGCAGCCUGGCCAACAUCUCCGGCGGAGGCGCCGCCGCACCUGAUUCGCCGCGCGCGCGGGGGCUGGACCCCGCGGUCCUCCGCGCGCUCCCGGUGGUGGUGGCGGCAGCAUCCAGCUCCAGCUCUAGCGGCGGCGUCGGUGGCGGAGACGACUGCGCGGUGUGCCUCGCGGAGUUCGAGCAAGGCGAGGAGGCCCGCGCGCUGCCGCGGUGCGGCCACCGGUUCCACGUCGAGUGCAUCGACGCGUGGUUCCGCGGCAACUCCACGUGCCCGCUCUGCCGCGCCGACGUCCAGGCGCCGGCGCCGGCGCCGGGGACGGACGACGCCGAGGCCCGGCCUGCGGAAGAGGUGCGGAUAGACGUUGUGGCUGGGGACGCGGCGGCCAAGGGCGGGGCCCCGGCGAUGCCGAGCGAUGGGUCUUCGCGUCGACCCGAUCCGCUUCCUUCCGAGCCCUGACAGACACUGACAUGCAUGCUUGGGUUGGAAUGGUGCGCGGCGGCGGAAGGUUCCUCGCUGCUUCCUGAGCGUACGAAUCUCUCCACGAGCGUCGAGGACCAUCAUUAUAUGCAGCGUUUACUCCAUCUGAUUGUGCAUUUACUCCACUUUCGUUGGCCGAUCACGCUCGCUGUAGCCUGUAGCUGGUUUUGCAGUACAAAGUUGGUACAGUAGAUUGCGUUUUUGUGAAAAUAAUCUGGUAUGCGUUUAUGACGACCGGCCGUCACUCCAAUUACCAUGUACCACAAUUAAUUAGUUACACUUAUUCAAUCCGGCACACUUUGAUACUCCUCUGAUCCUAAAUUCUUGUUCCUAAAUUUUUGUCUCAAAUUUGCGCAAAUAUGAAUG